Molecule: messenger RNA, 2799 nt
Organism: Penicillium subrubescens
Lineage: Eukaryota; Fungi; Ascomycota; Eurotiomycetes; Eurotiales; Aspergillaceae
Product: tetratricopeptide repeat protein
Exons: 1
Coding region: 1-2799 (932 amino acids)
Molecular function (GO): protein binding
Source: RefSeq, a predicted model, not a curated record
AUGGCCGAAUCUGUCUACCCACACACGCUCAACGGCGUCUUCGAUGCCCCUCUCAACGCCCGAUAUGACCCCAUUCGCUUGACCUCCGACCACAUCGUCCCCAUUCUCGAGCUACCCCUCGCACGAGAGGUCCUCGGCCUCGAUGCCUCUGACAGCGAGGCGAUCGCGAAGAUUGUCAACUCCGAGAUUUCAUAUACUACCUUCGUUGCCGACCAGGCCCGCGCCAUCCUCAAAACCCCACGCGACGGCUUGACAUCGGAGCAAAUACAAUCGCAGCUUGUACAUAUUGGUCUGGCGGCGCUGUUCACUUUCCUCCAGUCCAAUGUGACUGGACCGCCCUUGGAAUUUAACUCGGCUGAGACGGUUCUUCCUUCUUCUCUGCGAAGCGAUACCGCUAUACUCCGAGGUGUGCGGGCUAAGAUCAUCCGUGAUCUGUCGGUGGAUGGAGAAGCGGCUUAUAAGCUCACGCCCAACCCUGAGCUUUUCUCCGUCGCCAAGGCUCUGCUUGUUGACGCGAGUGUUGAUGGCUCAGUUCCAGCAAAGAUUGCCCGUGUGCGCACCAAUUUCCUUCACCAGAAAAUGCUCUCCGAAGUCACGAGCACAUUGCAGGACGAAAUAUAUAAGGACCUGGAGGUUCUGGUCAAGGCAGAGCUUGAUGUAGAAGAGAGGAGUCGGUUCUUGCUAGAACGGGCUAUCAUUAAUACACACCAUGGGUUUGAUGGGAAGGCUCGGGCGGAUCUACACCAGGCAUCCCAGGUCCGCAACUUCGAGUUCGCUUUGACCGGAAAGCUGGGAAAGCGGACCAAGUUCCAAGAUCGCGAUAUCAGUCAGCUUGUGGUUGUGGCUAAGAGUGCCGAUGUGACGCCCAAGCCGACGGAGCUAUCUGGUCCGAAGAACGUGGAUCUUAACGAUGAUACCCUCCUUGAAGCCAUUUCGUUCGCGGACAAGAAGUCAUCGACUGUAUCCGAUGAGCUCCCUGAGGGCCUGCAAUCCGUUGAUCCUAAUGAGCAACCAAUUCUCAACCCCGUGGACUCAGCCAUCUUGCUGGCCAUGGCGUCCGCUAUCACCAACACGGCCCCCGAGAACGGUCUGACCCGUGAGGAGACACAACCUUAUGCCACCCGUGUUUUGGAGGGUGGUAGCUCGAACUGGCAGAUCUAUACAGAGGCACUACUAGUUCGCAGUCGCGUGGAGGGUUUCCGCUCGCGUACCGUCGAGAGAUCUGUUCUGCAGAUGCAGGCACUUGUUGAUCAGGUCAUUGCGGAUACCGCCACAGCCGACUCUGCUGCUCAGCAACCCUCUUCCGAUCCUACCACUUUCCUGCCCCGGCCCGAGAAGUCCGAGUCAGCCCCUGCUGCUGACCGACUGGAGUACAUUUGGCUGAUGAACUUCUCUACCCGGUGGAACUUGGAGGCUGAAUUGGCCAAGCGUUGGGUUGAGCUGGGUGGUCUCCGUACUGCUCUUGAAAUCUACGAGCGGUUGCAGAUGUGGGCUGAAGCUGCACUUUGCUAUGCUGCCACCGAGCGCGAGGCUAAGGCCCGGACUAUGGUUCGUCGUCAGCUUUACGAGGCCAAAGGCUCUGAUGAAGAUGAUGAGAAUGAGCAGUUCGAAGGUCCGGAGCGGUCCACACUACCGGCUGAUGCACCCCGGCUCUUCUGUAUUCUGGGAGAUAUCGAAAAGGAUGAGACGCUGUACGAGCGUGCCUGGGAUAUCUCAGGACAGCGUUAUUCCCGGGCUCAGCGGUCUCUUGCUCGACACUACCUGGCUCUCACGCCGCCUGAGCUGGAAAAGGCCGAGGCUGCCUACCGCAAGGGUCUGCACGUCAACCGUCUCAACGAGAGUUCCUGGUUUGCCCUUGGAUGCGUGCAGCUAGAACUCCAGAAGUUUGACGAUGCUGUCGAAUCUUUCACCCGCACCGUUCAACUAGACGAUACCGAUGCCGAGGGAUGGAGUAACCUGGCCGUCGCCACACUACGCUCAACGACCCCUGAGCCCGCCCCAGAAGUCGAAAUCGACGAAACCACAGGCGAGAAAAUAGUCAAGGAGACCGACCCCCACAAGCGCAAGCGAGACGCCCUCUCCGCCCUCCUCCGCGCCGCCCAACUCAAGCACAGCGAAGCCCGCAUCUGGGACAACGUGCUCACAGUAGCAGCCUCAAUUCCACCACCCGCAACACCAUUCCGCGACGUGAUCACCGCCCAGAAGCGGAUCAUCGAACUCCUCGGCGAAAAGAAGGGCGAAAAAUGCAUCGACCUCCCCAUCCUAAGCAUGCUCGUCGACUUCCUCAUAACAGCCUUCGACUACGACUCCCUCCUCAUCCAAUCCGACGACGGCCCCGUCGUCCGCACAGGCACUAUCCCAGGCCAAAUCAUCUCUCUGGUCGACAACAACAUCGUCCCCCUCAUCACCCACUCCUCAGUGCUAUGGCUGCUCGUCUCCCGCGUGGAAAUGUUCCGCAACAGACCUAGUCGCGCACUAGACGCCCACGAAAAGGCCUGGCGUGCGACAGUCGCUGCCUCGGCGCAGGGCGCGUUCCAGAUGGGCGAUGAAAAGCCUUGGAUGGCUGUUGUUCGGGCUACGGAGAAGUUGGUUCGUGAUGGAUAUGCGCGGUAUGGGCCUAUGGAUCAUGAAGCGAAGAAGGGUGAGGAUGGCGCGGAGGCGGAGAUGGUUAUGCGGGAUUGGCGGUUUAAGGCCCGGAGUGCUGUGAGGGGAAUUAUGGGGAAGGGGAAGGACUUUUGGGAGGAUUCGGAGGGUUGGGAGUUGCUUAAGGUGUUGCAGGGUGAGGUUACUGGUAACUAG